ACCUCCCGUUCAUCCUGCACGCGGCGCAUGCCCCCUGGCACAGCUGAUUUCAGGCAACGCGCGGAGGAGAGUAGAGGGGAAAAAGGGGGAGAAGGAUAAUCGAGCUGAAGUCGUCAGUUACCUCUCUUUUUGUCCUGCAUUUAUCUUUUCAUUGUGGAUUGUAAGGCAGCAUAACCUGUGAUUUCUCCUUUGUCGAGAGGGACGACUGAAGCCACUCUAAGAUGUCAUCCAGUCGCCUCGAUCUGGUCCUAAUCCCGACUGAGAGCACGACGCACGCAGUCGCAGAGGCAAAGGUAGACAACAAGACGUCCUGGCCUCAAGGGGAUACAUUUACCUGGCAUGGGGGAGAGCUGCUCUUUAUCCCCACCAUGAUGGCGCUGGGGAUUGUGGGAAAUCUCCUCGUCUUCUACAUCUAUCACUUCCGGUGGAGGAGCUCAACAGUCACACUUUUUAAACGAAUGCUUGCGGUGUUGGAUCUGUGCAACUUGUUCCUGGCCUGGCCGACGCUUCUCGCGAUCACCCUGCACCCCUAUUGCCCGAGCUUCAUGGCAGCCUGUGUGUUCACGUCCUAUGUCGCCCUGGGUACAGCCAUCACCUCAGGAUGUGUCCUGGUCAUCAUCGCUGUGGACAGGUUCAUGAAACUGUGUUUGCUCCGUAAGACCGGCAUCCGAUCUCUACUGGCCAAAAAACUGUUUGCUGCGAGCUGCUUCGUGUCGCUCCUCCUGAACAUCCCCAUAGGAUGGAUCUUUGGCCGUGAUACCAUCCACUUUGUGCAUUACGGCGUCCAGGUCUCUUAUUGCUUCAUCCACAGCGAGAGCAAAUCCACAACCGUUUUCAUUCUCUACGCAUCCAUGUUGGCUGUUGUUUUUCUCUCCAUCACCGUCACCCUCUUCGUUCUCUACUUCAAGAUCGUCCGACAACUUCACCAGCUUUCUAAGAAACACGACGAGCUGAAGAGACGCCCAUCACUCGCCGCUUCCGGCGAGGUGCUUAAAAAACAGAAACAGAGCCAGGUGAUGCGGAGCUCGGCAAUCGUCUUCAUCGCUGUGACUGUCGCGUUUUUUGCCAGUUACGCGCCAUAUUUCUGCACUCUGAUUCUGUCCAUGGCUGACCCCUCCGUGGAAGGGUCAAUGAGUCCAUGGACCAAAGCUCUCUACGACCUGGCCAAAACGUUCCCCAUAAUGAACAACGUGGCAAACCCCUUUAUCUACAGCUUCACAUCGGGGAACUUCCGUAAAGAGGUCAAGAAGAUGCUCACCUUCAAGACUUGCCAGAAGGGAGGGUUCUUCCGACGCCGGGCCUUCUCCCUCAGCAACAGGUCGUACGAGAUGUCACAGUAUUCCGAGUCCAGCCAGAAGGAAGACGCCACAACCGGCCCAUCGAACCAAUGAGAUGUUUAAGGGUGUUGCAUCAUUUCCAAAUUUGUUAAUAGCAGUAUUUUUACUUCCACCUUUUACCUAAUUUUUUUGUGUAAUUAGGCAUAACUAUGUGUUCAUUAUAAAUAUGACAUAAUCCACGAACAAGCCUUAACAGCACCAUUGCACAAUCCACGAGUAGGCCUUAACAAGAAGAAUGCCUGCUCAUAGACAGGCGCAAGAGUGGGGAUGAUUGACGCCAGUCAGAGAGGGAUAUGAGACAGACAGUGGCCUUCCUUGACAGUAGGGCAAUGCUAUUGGAGACAAAAGCAUACAGAAAUGUAUAUUUUGCAAGGCAUGCAAUGUGCAUCGAGUAAGAAUGAGAGUCAGAGCUUAUCCCUAGUUGAAGCCGAAUAGAUGAUUCGAGAUUAACUUCUGAAUAAGACACUAGUUUGGUUCAAGUUCACAUCCCUGUAUAAAAGUAUUGUGCAGAUACCUGGUUUCACGACUGAGUGUGAGCGAGAAAGGAGCCAAAAGAGCCAAUAAAGUAUUUUAUUUUUUAUUUUAUUUGCAAGGCCACAACAUAAGUUCUUGCAGAUUCAGUACUCAAAACACCAAAGUUUAGAAUAAAAAAAUAAUAUGA
Messenger RNA from Aplysia californica (California sea hare), 1998 nucleotides. RefSeq names its product somatostatin receptor type 2. The transcript has 4 exons. Gene Ontology annotation, cellular component: membrane. The record is from RefSeq and is a predicted model, not a curated record. Gene Ontology annotation, molecular function: G protein-coupled peptide receptor activity. The coding region runs from base 222 to 1391 and encodes 389 amino acids. Gene Ontology annotation, biological process: neuropeptide signaling pathway. NCBI's taxonomy places the organism in Eukaryota, Metazoa, Mollusca, Gastropoda, Aplysiida, Aplysiidae.